CUGUCAGUGAGACCACUUUGAAAGCAUCACGAGUUCUCAUUUAUAUAUAAACCAUAAAACAUAAAGCCAACUCAUAGUCACAGAGAAGCUAUCUUAGUUCCAAGCUGUUUAUUACCUUGCAGCUUCCGCAAUCACCUUCUCUCUUUCUCUCUAAAAUGUGACUUUGUUGUACGUGUGAAUGAGCCUAAACAGUACGGAUAUUUGAGCAAAGGAACAAAUAUAGAAGUGUCCAAUGCGUACCAACAAUACCCUUUACUCCCUCUAAAAAAUAAUUCUCAAAACACUAGUCUCACACUCUUUGUUCUCUACUCACUUACAUCUCUGUGUUCUGUGAAACCUGCAAGGAUGAGUAAACAAGACAUGAUGAAAAUUCAGAAUUGCCUUCUCAAGGUCAAUAUCCACUGUGAUGGCUGUGAGCAGAAAGUAAGGAAACUGCUUCAGAAAAUUGAUGGGGUGUAUUCUGUGAACAUAGAUGCGGAUCAAGGGAAGGUGUUGGUAUCAGGUCAUGUAGAUCCAGCUAAACUCAUAAAAAAGCUGAAGAGAUCAGGGAAGCAUGCUGAACUUUGGGGUGGGCAGAGAGGCAUGAUGUACAAUCAAAACCAUGCUAGCUACCCUCAGUUCAAGAACUUGCACAUAGAUAACAGUAAAGGGGGGAAGGACAAUAAGUCUCAGAAUCACAAGGGUCAGAAAGGUAAUGGAGGAGGAGGAGGUGGUGGUGGUGGUGGUCAACUAGCACACUUCCAAAAUAUCAAAGGAGUGUCAAAAGAUCUCAAAGGACCCGCCAAGAAUCAGAAAUCUGUCAACUUCAACUUAUCAGAGGAUGAUCUUGGUGAGAGUGGUGAUGAUUUUGAUGAAUUUGAUGACUAUAAUGACUUUGAAGACGACCUUGAUGACUUUGAUGAGUAUGAUGAAGAGGAUGAAGAGGAAGAGUACGGUCAUGGUCAUGGUCAUGGCCAUGGUCAUAACCAUGGCCAUGGCCAGGGGCAUCCUAUGCAUCAUAACAAGAUAAUGGGCAUGAUGGCGCCUGGCCUUGGGCCACAAGGGCCUGCUGGUAUGAUGAAUGGGCCUGGAAUGAGCAUGAACAGCCAUAAAGGGAAUGGGGGUACGAAGAAGGGUGAAGUCAUUGAUCUACCUAUACAAAUGAAGGGCAAAGGUGGAAACUACAACGAGGGUAAAAGUGGCAAUGGAGGCAAAAAAGGCAAUGGAGAUGGGGGUAGAAAAGACAAAGGUGGAAAGCAAAAGGGUGGUCAAGGUGGUGGUGGGGGAGAUAAUAAUAAUAGUAGUAACAAGAAAAAGAAUGGCAAAGCAAAAAAUGGUGGUGGUUUCCUUGUUCGGUUCCUAGGCUUAGGAAAAAAGAGCAAGAAAGGAGGAGGAACCGACACAAAAAACAAGAAUAAAAACAAUGGAGAAGGAAACAACAAAGGUAAAGAAGGAAAGAAAGGUGGUCAUGGUAAUGGUAAUGGAGGAGGAGGAGGAGGAGGAGGGAAAUUGGACAAAAUUGACUUUGACUUCCAAGAAUUUGAUAUCCCUCCCCGGGGUAAAAAUGGCAAGGGUGGUGCCACAGGCAAAGUUAAUAAUAACAAUAAUAAUGGUCAUGGUACCAAUAAUGGUAAUAUGGGUCAGAUGGGCCCAAUGGGUCCGAGAGGUCCAAUGAGUCAAAUGGGUCCAAUGGAUCAUCAUAUGAGGAAUAUUCCGGCCGUGCAAGGGUUACCGGCAGCCGCGGCGAUGAACGGUGGUUAUUAUCAAGGGAUGCAGAUGCAGAUGCAACCUAACCCUUAUAACAUGCAACAACAACAACAGCAGCAAUACAUGGCUAUGUUGAUGAACCAACAACAACAACAACAACAACAACAGCAAGCAAACAUGAACAUGUUCCCACCACAUAUGAUGUAUGGAAGGCCACAUCCAUCCAUGAACUACAUGCCGCCACCACCAAUGCCAUCACACCCCAUGGCGGAUCCUAUUACACAUGUUUUCAGUGAUGAGAACACUGAGAGCUGCAGCAUCAUGUAAAUUGGUAGUGACUAGUUUGUUUUAGGUUUCUAUUUGUUUCUAGCUUUUUUUGAGGGGUUCAUUAAAUUUUGCUCUAGUGUUAGAAAAAUGUGCAACAUUUUAAGAUUAUUUCACAUAUCAUGUGAUGUUUGUUUUAUUUUGCCCCGGUCCUGCUUGAAAACAACCCAAGGAGUAGGACAUGCUGCCACUGCAAGGCAAUGACAGACUCUCACAUGGCCUUUGCUGAAAUUAAAUACAGCCAUGCGUCCUGUAAUGUAUAAUUCAAUGCUUUAGAUUCUCUUGGCUUUACUAUUGGC
Abrus precatorius (Indian licorice) is the source of this 2309-nucleotide messenger RNA. Its product is annotated as heavy metal-associated isoprenylated plant protein 34. The record is from RefSeq and is a predicted model, not a curated record. Bases 346 to 2013 code for a protein of 555 amino acids. The transcript is spliced from 3 exons. Gene Ontology annotation, molecular function: metal ion binding. NCBI's taxonomy places the organism in Eukaryota, Viridiplantae, Streptophyta, Magnoliopsida, Fabales, Fabaceae.